Molecule: messenger RNA, 1535 nt
Organism: Humulus lupulus (European hop)
Lineage: Eukaryota; Viridiplantae; Streptophyta; Magnoliopsida; Rosales; Cannabaceae
Product: 26S proteasome non-ATPase regulatory subunit 6 homolog
Exons: 8
Coding region: 129-1289 (386 amino acids)
Biological process (GO): proteasome-mediated ubiquitin-dependent protein catabolic process
Source: RefSeq, a predicted model, not a curated record
UUUAAUAAGAAAAAAAAGCUCAGAAAUUGUUCCACUCUUUCAAUCAGUUCCUCCUUGCUCAAGCAAAGCACAAAGCCAGAACCCCAAACUCGGAAACCUAACUCACUGAAUCGUCACUGAAAAUCGCCAUGGAAGGACAGGAGGGAACUCAGCAAGCUCACCUUGUUCUCGCCAACAAGCUCUUUCUUCUCUCUCACUCUGAUGUACAAGACAUCGAGAAGGUUCGCCUACGGGACGAGGUCUUGACCUCCGUCAAAGCCGACGGUAUGGCUCCGUUGUACGAAACCCUAAUUGCGGAUUCGGUGCUGGAAUCGGAUCAGGCUCUCUUGGAUUCGAUGCGUGCAAAGAACGACGAGGAGCUCAAGAAGCUUGACGAGAAAAUUGCUGAUGCAGAAGAGAACUUGGGUGAAAGUGAAGUUAGAGAAGCUCAUUUGGCCAAAUCCUUGUUCUUCAUCCAAGUUGGUGACAAGGAAAAAGCAUUAGAGCAACUCAAGGUAACGGAAAGCAAAACUGUUGCGGUUGGACAAAAGAUGGACUUAGUUUUUCACACUUUGCAGCUCGGUUUCUUUUACAUGGAUUUUGACCUCAUUUCUAAAAGUAUAGAUAAAGCAAAGAACUUGUUUGAGGAGGGAGGUGAUUGGGAAAGGAAGAAUCGAUUGAAGGUUUAUGAAGGCUUGUUUUAUAUGUCGACCCGGAAUUUUAAGAAGGCAGCUACUCUGUUCUUGGAUUCCAUUUCAACUUUCACCACUUACGAAAUUUUCCCAUAUGACACUUUCAUAUUUUACACCGUCCUUACAAGUAUCAUAUCAUUGGAUAGAGUUUCUCUAAAACAAAAGGUGGUAGAUGCACCAGAGAUACUGACAGUGAUUGGGAAGAUCCCAUAUCUUUCUGAUUUCAUGAACUCUCUAUAUGAUUGUCAAUACAAAUCGUUUUUUACAGCAUUUGCCGGUCUGACAGAACAAAUAAAAUUGGACCGCUAUCUGCAUCCCCACUUCCGGUAUUACAUGAGGGAGGUCAGAACUGUUGUGUAUUCUCAGUUUUUGGAAUCCUACAAGAGUGUCACCAUUGAAGCAAUGGCAAAGGCAUUUGGUGUUACAGUUGAAUUCAUUGACGUGGAGCUGUCUCGAUUCAUUGCAGCGGGAAAGCUACACUGCAAGAUCGACAAAGUUGCCGGUGUUCUUGAAACCAACAGGCCUGAUGCAAAGAAUGCUUUGUACCAAGCAACCAUCAAGCAGGGAGACUUCUUAUUGAACCGGAUCCAGAAGCUAUCACGAGUGAUAGAUUUGUAGGUAGAGAGAGUCGUCACAUGGUCCUUAUUCAAUGAUAAUGAAAUGCUGGAGUGUCAUUAUCUUUUCAUGCCUGUCAUCAAUUAAAAUAUGCGUUUAUAUUGUUUUUUUUUUUUGAGAAACCGUUUAUAUUGUUAUACAAGGAUAUUGUUUUUCUUGGAUGAUUUUUUUUUGGGGUGGUGGGGGUUGGGGUUUGGUUGGAGAAAGGCCCAAAUGGUUACUAUUAAUGGCUACCUUCUUUGAACACCA